Molecule: messenger RNA, 1218 nt
Organism: Lithohypha guttulata
Lineage: Eukaryota; Fungi; Ascomycota; Eurotiomycetes; Chaetothyriales; Trichomeriaceae
Exons: 2
Coding region: 1-1218 (405 amino acids)
Biological process (GO): biosynthetic process
Molecular function (GO): pyridoxal phosphate binding
Source: RefSeq, a predicted model, not a curated record
AUGGUUAAGAUCGCACCCUUUGCUGUUGAGCAAUGGAUGGACCAGUAUGAAAACACAGCAAAAUUCAAUAUUGCGGAAACUUGUGCAGCCAGCAUAUCCAUCAAUGAUCUCCUCGAGCUUUCCGAGAACAAGGCACAGAGUAGAGAGGCUAUUGAUGUGGCCGAUCGCAAGCUUCUCUACGGUCAGAUCCGAGGGGAUGACCAGCUGCGAAAGAACCUUGCAUCUCUUUACUCGGCACGAGCAGCAGGCUUGACUUCAGAUGGCAUUCUGAUCACGAACGGCGCAAUAGUAGCCAACUUUCUGGUGCUAUAUUCUCUUGUUGGCCCAGAAGAUCAUGUUAUCUGUCAAUACCCUACAUAUGAACAACUCUACCAGGUCCCAGCCUCGCUAGGAGCCGAAGUGUCCUUGUGGAAGAUGAACCCAUCGAGCAAAUGGAAGCUGGACCAGGAAGAGCUCAAAAACAUGAUCAAGGACAAUACCAAGCUUAUUGUCCUCAACAAUCCCAACAACCCGACUGGUGCAAUUGUUCCAAAACCACAACUCGAGGAAAUCAUGGAGCUCGCUGCAGAAAAGAAAAUUACAAUUUUGUGUGAUGAGGUUUACAGGCCAAUCUUUCACUCAAUUCAACCUAGUUCUGACGACUUCCCGCCCAGUGCCAUCAACAUGGGUUACGGCAACGUUAUCGUUACAGGCUCUUUCAGCAAGGCCUAUUCGCUGGCCGGUCUUCGAACGGGCUGGAUCGCGUGCAAGAACCAGGAAAUCAUCGAGAAGAUCGCCGAGAUAAGGCACUAUACUACAAUCAGUGUUUCCAUGCUGGACCAAGCUGUUGCUGCGGAAGCAGUCAACGACCGCUGUGUUCAUGCUCUCCUGAGUCGGAACAUACAAUUGGCCAAGAAGAACCUCGAGACACUCUCCGACUUCAUAGAUGAGCACAACUGGGCUUGCUCGUGGGUCAAGCCACUAGCUGGUACAACCUGCAUGGUUCGCUUUCACAAGACGGGCAAGCCAAUAGAUGAUGUCGUAUUCUGUGAGACAUUGCAGAAAAAGACUGGUGUUAUGUUCGUACCUGGCAGUAGAUGCUUUGGCCAUGGCACAGACUUCAAAGGACAUGUUAGGAUCGGAUUUGUGUGCGAACACGACGUUUUGAAGGCCGGUUUAGACGCACUGCGCACAUUCAUGGAGGAGGACUUUGCUGAUCUACCUACUGUAGCAAAGUAG